Miscanthus lutarioriparius is the source of this 1119-nucleotide messenger RNA. NCBI's taxonomy places the organism in Eukaryota, Viridiplantae, Streptophyta, Magnoliopsida, Poales, Poaceae. The record is from the annotation of a GenBank genome assembly.
AUGGAUUCCUCUAGAGGCAUCCGCUUCCUCGUCCACCGCCGCGUGCUGCUGCUGCUGCUGCUCGUCGCGUCGUCCCUCGUCGGCACGUCGCGUGGCAGGGAGGCCCAGCCGUUGCCUGUGGCGGCGGCGGCGGCCACGGUCCUCGGCAGCAGGCGGGCGCCGGAGCGGCACGGGCUAGCGCUGGACUUCUACGCCAAGACGUGCCCCGCGGUCGACCAGAUCGUCGCCAACGUCACCGCCGCCCGGUACAGGGACUUCCCCGCCGCCGGACCCGCCGUGCUCCGCCUCUUCCACCACGACUGCUUCGUCGAAGGCUGUGACGCGUCCAUUUUGAUCGCGCCGACGUCGUCCGAUGCGGCAGGCGCGGGCGUGCGCCCGCCACCCAGGGUGGAGCGCGACAUGGAGGAGAACAGGAACCUGCCGCAGGAGGCGUUCGACACGGUGGAGCUUGCCAAGGCCGCCGUGGAGAGCAAGUGCCCCGGUAUGGUCUCCUGCGCCGACGUCCUCGCCCUCGCCGCCCGAGACUACGUCCAGCUGGCAGGUGGGCCGUAUUACGCGGUGAAGAAGGGCCGUAAGGACAGCAAGGUGUCCCUGGCGGGGAAGGUCCGCGGCAGCCUCCCGCGGGCGAACUCGACGGUGGACGAGCUCCUCCGCGUGUUCGCGGGCAAGGGCCUUGGCGCGGCGGACCUGGUGGCGCUGUCCGGCGCGCACACCGUCGGGUUCGCGCACUGCGUCCACGUGCUGGGCCGCAUCUACGACUUCCGGGGCACGCGGCGGCCGGACCCGCUGAUGGACGCCCGCCUCGUGAAGGCGCUCCGGAUGUCGUGCCCGUCGUCGGGCGGCAGCGCCCGCGUCGUGGUGCCCUUCGACGUGAGCACGCCGUUCCAGUUCGACCACGCCUACUACGGCAACCUGCAGGCCAGGCUGGGCCUGCUGGGCUCCGACCAGGCGCUGUUCCUGGACGCGCGGACCAGGCCGCUCGUGCAGGACCUCGCCGACAAGACCCGCUUCUUCCAGGCGUUCGUGGCCAGCAUGGACCGGAUGGGCUCCAUCCGGAUCAAGAAGGGAAGGAAAGGGGAGGUCAGGAAAAUCUGUAGCCAGCACCUGUUUUCAGCCUGA